CUAGUGUCCUCGCCACAGGCGCCGCUUUUUGCUGUCUGGGGUUGGGAGGCCGCCACCACAUUUGGGGGCGAAGCGGGGGGGCUGCGGCUAUCCUGAGCGCCGGUCAGCGCCUUCCGGCUCCCUGUGGUGCCAGGUCAUUGAGUUUUGACCAUUUGGGACUCCUGAACCUACGGACUGUGACCUCAGAGCAGCACACACACUUGCCCCAUGCACAGUGGGUGCACAUUCCCUCCACAUUCUCUUGACCGGGCAGCAGACUUGGUUAUUUCACGGCUGUUGAUAAGGACCCUAAGGAGAACCCAUAGUCUCUGUGCAGCUUCUCCGAGUCUCAUUCCUUUGAGACUCCUUCACGUGCCUCCAGGAUCCCCCUGCUUAAGACACUUGUCCAGAAAUCCAGCUUGGCUCAAAUCAAGAAGGCGCCAUUUACUCAUUGAGCACUUGUGGCUGAAAAGUCAGCUGCCCUUCUGAGUCAGAAGAUAACCUCGUCAUGCUUCUUCCAACAGCAAACUUUGCUGUGCUUCCCCAGCUGUGAGCAUGAUUCAUCAGGUGGCACCACCGCUGCAUGGCUGAGAGUCAGUCUAUUGUUCCACGCGGCCCAGUACAGGACUGGGGUCAGGCCCCAGAGAGCUGGCCGGCAGGGAUGGCUGAGAAGUCUCUCAGGAGCACAGAUUGCUGUUUACUCCUGGAUGAAGUGUUUUCAAGGCAGGUCAUCAAGAAGGGGCUUGUGGGCUCCAUGAAGGCCUUGCAGAAGCAGUACGUGUCCUGGGACAUGGUGGUGACGAGUAAGGAUGCCGACGCCAACACCGUGUACAGUGCCGUGGAGGCCAUGUUCAUCCAUGGUCUGCACACCAAGCACAUCCUCACCGAGGAGGGAGACAAAAGGAAGAAGCGUGCCCAAUGGAAGCCCUUGCCGCAGCCUGCCUUCUGGCCCCUCCUGAAAGCCGUCACCCAGAACUUCCAAGGGUGUUGUCAGAAUUCAGCAAAGCCCAGGAGGACUCUGUGCCAACCUGCCAACUAACCCAGGAAGCAGCAAGCCCUGUGCCGCCCGGCCUGCACUCAAGCACACGCCCGCACUCCACCACAUUAGUUCAGCCCUGCCUGCCCCGGCCUUCUCCUGCGCUCCUCCAGAUGGUGGCUCCCCAGACUUGCCACCACCGGGAACUGCCCCUGUUGUCUCUGCAGGGAGCACUCCAUGCCAGUAGCCUUCAAGUCUGGUGGGUGAACUGACCAGCACAGCCCGCCAGGGAGCCACCAGCCAGAGCUCCGGGAGGGUGGAGCCGGACUGAGAAUCGUGGUUCCCUCACCUGCAGCCCAGUGAGUAGUGCGAGCUGUGGGUGGGGUGGAAGGGCCCCAUGAAAUGUCUCAGCUAGUGACUCUGAGUGGUCCCUGCCUUUUCCCCAUUAGCCCUGGGUCCCCUCCCAGUGCUGGGAUUCAUUGCCUGGCAAUGAUGGAGCCCGGGCUUCUGGGUGUAAGUCAAGGAGAUGAGGCAGGCACAGUGCUGGACACUUCCUGUGGGUGUGUUCUGUCAACGCAUAUCAACCCUGGGGGGAAGCUAAUGCUCAUCUUAACACAGACUCCGUGCUGAGGCUCAUCUGUGCCAAAAUAGUUUCCAAAGGCAAGACACUUUGCUCACUGAGCCUUUAUUUUCCCUCAGCCCAUAUUAAAUUAACAGUUCAUAAAAUUCUCAUUCUGCGACAUGAAUCAGGUUUAGAACCACACACUCUCCGGAGACUAGAGCGAUAGUACAGUGGGGAUGGGGCUUGUCUUGUGACAUGGCCAACCCACGUUUGACCCCCGACAGCCCAUAUAGUCCCCAAGCACCACCAGGAGUGAUUCCUGAGUGCAGAGUCAGAAGUAAGCGCUGAGCAUUGCCAUGUAGGGUACAAAAGACAAAGGAACCACAUUGUCUAAUAAUCUACCAGUGAACACUUGAAAGACGGCUAGUCCUGGGCUGGGGAGAUAGCUCUGUGGUCACGGGUUGCAUGCCUUGCGUGCACAGGGACUCAUUUUCACUUCCCGGUUCCUCAUGCUUCAUUCACCACAUGGCAUGAGUCCUAGCACUGGCCCGUCCAGCCCAGUUGACCGAGUAUCGCUGAAGUAGUCCAGUGUGUUGAUCAUCCAAGGGAAGCCAGCCAUAUGCAGCUCCUGGGAGAACCCUGCGUGGGCCCUUGUGAGCUUAGACCAGGGCUAAGUAGUCCCGCUGGGAGGCCACACCCUUGCUGCUUCACAUUUUUUCUCAGGAAACAGGUGAAGAUUCCCAGAGAAAAUUAUGGAUCUUUUAUAGUGACCCUUCUGUUUGAAAGAGAACUUGUGACUUUAUUAGCAGCAAACGAUGCAUAGAAAAUAAACUUUGUGAUUUUACUCAAUACCAAAUAGAUUAAUGUGUACUCUCUUAGGGUGUUUUUUGGCACAUUCCUCUGGUGCUCAGUUUCUACUCCUGGUGUGGUGCUCUGGGUACCAUGGGGUGCUGGGGACUAAACCUGGAGCUGCUGCAAGCAAAGUAAACACUACAGGUCUUUGAGCUAUCUCUCCAGCCCUUACUG
Sorex araneus (European shrew) is the source of this 2543-nucleotide messenger RNA. Its product is annotated as pleckstrin homology domain-containing family M member 1-like. The record is from RefSeq and is a predicted model, not a curated record. The transcript has 5 exons. Lineage: Eukaryota; Metazoa; Chordata; Mammalia; Eulipotyphla; Soricidae. Bases 563 to 1018 code for a protein of 151 amino acids.